UCUAGUUGUAUUUCCUCAAGUCACAGAAGUGCAUGUGAGCGCGUAAAGAAAACAUUUAUCCGACGUUGGCUGUCAUUCUAAACUGGAGAAAAUUGAUUUAGCUGUUUUGCAGGUGUCUUUAUUCACUUGGUCUGCCAGGGCAUCAGUACGCAGAGAAGCGCACAGUUGAAGUAAAGGAGAGACGCCGAUUUCAAUCACAUUUCCAACCACCGUGAAUAGGACAACAUCGAUAUUCUCCUAUGUUCGGAACGAUCUUUGUAAACAUGACGAGUUUGAAGGCGUUUACCGAGCCGUUUGUGCAUCCUGAGCAAGCAGCUACAUGUUCUCUGCAUUCCCUUGCUGAGCAGAAACAGUCUUGAAUGGAUUCAGACUGCACAGGUUUGGAUUCGUCUACAGCACUGAAUGUGACUGAAUGUGGCAGUGCAGAUUAUUCUCUGUUCACUCUUAAAAUUUUAUCCAGGGACAUUAGUUCAUCCCUCUGCUGCUGUAAAGAGUGAACCCACAGCAUGACUUUUAAACAGUAAAAGUUCAUGCUAUACUUAUUUAUGAGAGUGUAAAACUUUUAGAGCAGAAAUUAAGAUUUAAUUUUACACUGGUUCCUCACCCAUGGACUUACAUUUUGUAUAUUUUUCUGGUUAACACUCUUUUCUGUUUUGAAGCUUGAACCAGAGUUUGAGAAGUUGCUUAUUUUUCCCCAGCUGUGGUCGGUACUUUCAGCUGUCAUCAUGAUUAGAGUAAAAGGGAGAGUGUCCUCUGAACCAGUGGAGGACACGGACCCCAGCAGCUUCGUUACAGAGAUGUCUCUGAGGUCGAACUAUCCUGUCCAGGUCACUGAUCCACAAGAUAUUAGAGAUCCUGUGACCCUGAAGCUCAGCUCAGUUCCCCCUGGUUACUUGACUCCACUGGCAGACAGGAUACAACAGCCUGUGGAAAAUGAUGGGGACAAAUUUAUUCCAUCUGCUUCUGUUUCAUCAGAUUUUAGCAAAGACCUUACAUCCUGUAAGGAGUGCUUGUGUUCCGCCCCUCCUCCCAAAAUCAGCGACUUAAUGAAUGACGAAGACCUUCUGUACACACUGAGGCUGAAGCUGGACCCGACUCACUGCAUUGUAAAAAACUGGAAGAACUUUGCGAGUCGCUGGGGGAUGAGUUACGAUGAGCUUACACUUUUAGAGCAGCGCACACACGGAUCCACCUACCACAGCCCCACUCAAGAGUUCCUACUGCGCUACAACCAGAAACCUGUCAAGGAACUCACCGAACUCUGCCAGAUCUACCAGCGCAUCGACGUGCUAAGAUUGCUCCAGAGAUGGAUGGAAAACGACUGGCCCUUGCGCUGGCAGAAGGCCAAUUAACAGGGGCUCAGUGAAAACAAUGACUGGACUUCAAUGCAGCAACAUCUGCAUAGAAUCUUAAAGUAAUGAUUCAGGGAUGGAUGGCAAGUCAGAACAUACACUACUAAACAGUGGUGGUGCCUGGAUAUUGUUUACAUGGUUGUAAAUGUUUGUGUUCCCUUUAUCGACACAUCGGUUGCAUUGGCUCAAUUUAUCGCUCCAGAUUUCAGUAUUUUUUAUAAUGUCACAUCCUUGAAACGCAGGUAAUAGCUAUGUGGUUGGAAGGAGUGAUCAACAAAUAUAGCAGUGGCCUCACUGCAUUGAAAAGACCAAGUGUGCUCAAGUGUGAACAAUCUGGAAAUUCUUUAUCGGUCCGGUCAUUUAUAACAUGCGUGGCAUUUAAUUUAUUUUUAAAUAGAAAUAGUCAUCUCAUAUUUACUUGUGGUGUUGCAGUGUUUGUUAGGGUUGUCUUAUGAAGUGUUAUAUGUCCUUACAUUAGUCACAUUUUUUAUGGUAUGAGUCACUGCACUCAGUUUUGAGACUGUUUCUCACCAUUAGUGUUGCCUUCCUGCCACCCUAUAACGACUUGUGAAUGAAUCACAAUGGAGCGGUGGUGUCAUUUCUGGAAGAGAGUUUACAGGGAUUCUCAAAACUGAAUGGUUAAUACUAAGAACAUUUCAGCACUAAAUGAAUUUGAGCAUUUUGUUUCUCAUUGUAACAAAUCCUAAAAUAUAUUAUAUCCCAAGAUAAAAGGAGAUUAGAGGUAGUUUUGAUAAAUGUGAUUGACUUUCUUGGAUUUUUCAUCAUUUCCCAGACAAUAUUAAUGCAUUGUCAUUUUGCAGUCGAUUGUCAGUUGAUUAUACAAAAUAAAAUUCCUCAGAAUGCCAUUUUAAGUAAAGCAACAUAAAAUAAAACAGAAUUACUAAGGUAUAAAACUUAAAUAUUGAUCUGUUUUUCACCCACACCUAUCAUAUUGCUUCAGAAGACAGAUUUAACCACUGGAGUCGGAUGGAUUACUUUUAUGCUGCUUUUAUGUGCUUUUUGGACCCUUUGAGUUCUGGUCACCAUUCACUUGCAUUGUAUGGACCUAUAGAGCUGAGAUAUUUUUCUAAGAAUCUGUGUUUGUGUUCAGCAGAAGAAAGUCACUCAUCUGGGAUGGCAUGAGGGUGAGUAAAUGAUGAGAGAAUUUACAUUUUUAGGUGAACUAACCCUUUUAAAUUUCCCAUUGCACUGCUCACUGAGCACUUAAAUUUACUAUAAUGUUUGGUUUGAAUGGCACUUAAACUUUAUUUUUUGUUUUGAGUCUAAGAAAGCUUCACCAUGGAUAUCUCUAGUUUCUUUGAGAAAAGAGCAGUAAACAUGCAGUAUAACUGCACAGAACUAUUGAUAUUAAACUUGAAUAGUACAGUUCUGGGCUGUUUUGAUGAUCAUUAGAUAUUUGAUAGUUUCACAAUGCAGGGGGUUGGUGGUCACAGUAUCACAUAUGUGAAGUUUGAACAUUUAUGGUUGAAUGCCAUUUUGCAAGUGUAGGUGUAGGUUGUAAGUACUUCUGAACUUUAAAAAAAAGCUACAAUUUUGAGUAUGUUUGGUGUUCUACUGUACUCAGCUUUUGAUUCCCUUUGAAACUACAGAAAGCCAUAUUUGUUUGUUGUGCAUCACUGGCUCUCUCUGUGUUUAAAAAUAAACUUUAUUUGAGAAGUCUUUGAA
Molecule: messenger RNA, 3038 nt
Organism: Myxocyprinus asiaticus (Chinese sucker)
Lineage: Eukaryota; Metazoa; Chordata; Actinopteri; Cypriniformes; Catostomidae
Product: ectodysplasin-A receptor-associated adapter protein-like
Exons: 7
Coding region: 726-1352 (208 amino acids)
Biological process (GO): signal transduction
Molecular function (GO): protein binding
Source: RefSeq, a predicted model, not a curated record